CAUCACACCACUCCACCACCCACCAAUUCCCCUUCCCUCCCAUGGCCGGAACCAAACGCACCUGGGACGGUCAAUCACUCCACGACGAACCCACCAACGCCACCAUUGAAACGCGCCCCCCAACCCAAGACCAGCCCACCAUGGCAACCCAAGCCACAGAAGACCAACCCCAACCAACAAACCCAAUCAUCUCCAUGUUCGAGACCUUCCGCGACGAACUAGACGAGCACCAUGACCGUCGCGAACGACUGAUAAAAACCAGUCGGGACAUUACAGCUCUGAGCAAGAAGAUCUCCGGAAUCCAAGAAUUCAUCGAAGCGCUCUCCUUCCACCACUACCUCACCACGCAGACUCUGAUCACGCUCCCGGAGGUGCGCGCGCAUUUACCUCCCCAGAUCCUCGUCACGGAGGAGGAUUAUCUCCUGGGGUUGUUUGAUUUGACGGGCGAGAUGAUGCGGUUUGCGGUUACGGCGUUGUCGGCUGGGAGUGCGGAUGCUGGGGCUGGUGGGGAGGAGGCGGUAGGGCUGGGAGAGGAGCAGAGAGGUAUUGUGGUGGAUUUGAGGGAUAUGAGGAGUGGGUUUGAGGGGUUGAGUGUUCCGAGACGACAUGUUAUGUUGAAGGAUAUGGGGAAGAAGGUGGAUGUUAUGCAGGGGAGUGUCGAGAAGGUGGAACGUGCUGCGUAUGGGAUUUUGGUUAGGGGGAGGGAGAGGCCCAAGGGGUGGAGGCCGGAUUUGGUUGUUGCUGGUGGAGGGGGUGGGGAGGAAGGGUAUUGAUUACUUUUCCCUCCCCCUUUGUUUCGUCAUUGUUUGUCGGUUGCAGGUGGGUGUAUGGUGAUGUGUAUAUGCCGCGCUAUAUCCCGGGGCCAUAACCCAAAGACCACAAAGCACACAAAACAUCAACAUCAAUAUGAAUAUCAAUCAAUACAAUCACUAGUCCAUGUGUGACUACCCAUUACCGAACCCACACCCUUCAUCCAUAUAGAAGAGAGUCAUAAAAACCAAUCACCACCUAACGCCCUUCAUCCCUCAUCCCUCACCCCGAAUUAAACAACCGGAAACCUCGGAUCCUCAUCCUCCGUCAAAAUGCCCUGCGAGAUCA
Aspergillus sclerotioniger CBS 115572 is the source of this 1098-nucleotide messenger RNA. Its product is annotated as translin family protein. Gene Ontology annotation, cellular component: cytoplasm; nucleus. The record is from RefSeq and is a predicted model, not a curated record. Bases 42 to 773 code for a protein of 243 amino acids. The transcript has 2 exons. NCBI's taxonomy places the organism in Eukaryota, Fungi, Ascomycota, Eurotiomycetes, Eurotiales, Aspergillaceae. Gene Ontology annotation, molecular function: RNA binding; RNA endonuclease activity; sequence-specific DNA binding.